Gongylonema pulchrum is the source of this 687-nucleotide messenger RNA. The record is from the annotation of a GenBank genome assembly. NCBI's taxonomy places the organism in Eukaryota, Metazoa, Nematoda, Chromadorea, Rhabditida, Gongylonematidae.
AUGUUGAAGUUGAAAGAUCAGUCACAAAAUAUGUUUGGAGUAAAAAGUGCAGACAGCGGAGAAAUAUUGAACAUUGAGAAAACUCCACCAACUUCGUUAUCUUCCAAAACAUACAGCAGGAAUGUUUGGCUGGCACAGAGUAAAUGCGCGCAUUACGAAAUGAUAAGGACAAAACUGAAACUAAUCCAGGCUGCGGUCUCUGAUGGUAACGUUGUUGAAAGUGGCUUUGAAGAUGUCAUCUCGAGUGCUGAUAGCAUCACUGAGGAUAAGGCUCAGCUAAAAAGUGAAAUCAAGAGGUUGAACGGCCGGUUGAACUUUGCACGCGAGAAAAUUGGCGAACUGCAUGCCUACCUUACAGCACAGAACAUCAGCAGCUCGACUACGGCGCGGUGUUUGUGCGGUUGCAUAGGAAACAUGAGAAGCAGUUGGACGGCAGGCCAGACAACGACAGCUAAUGCAGCUGACACGCAUGCGCUGACGCUUGUACGCGAUCAGUCGCGUAAUGGCAGUGAUGGCAGUAGCUCGAAAAUGGAGCACCUCCGGGCGGAAAAUGUGCUACUGAAUGCGCGACUUGUUGAGUCGAGCAAGCUGGUCAGAAUGCUCGUGCGUGAAUACAAUAAUCAGCUGGACAAGACAUCACGCCUGGGCAAAUUAAUCCGGUCGAUCUACUCAAUCGAUGAAGAAUAG